GCUGGUAUAGAAUUUUGGACAAAUCUUGCAUGAGUUGCUGGAUGAUGUUAAAGGAGCUAAGGGCACGCAGAGGGGCGGUUGAUAUGCGUCCGCCGUUGACGGAGUUGCUGCGAGUUGCAGACCAGACGUCCCACUCGUCUACAUCGUCGUCCUCUACCGGUCCCUCUUCCAGUUGCUCGUUCGAGGACAAACACGGCGUGCGUCCUAACAAAGCCGACAGAAUGGUGUCCAAGAAGACACAGCCGUUGAACGAAUGGCGGAACCGUGUCUUCCUUGCGGUUAGUGGUAGGCCAGCCAACAACCUCGUAGCCUGUCCUACCAAGGUCCAGGCGUGAUGAAUGUUGCCGAGGGAAAUUUGAGUCAACACAAAAAUAAGAAUUGCAUGAAUGUGGCCAAGAUCCAGACUCCUCGGCUCUGCGAGAAGCUGCUCUUGAAUGGAGAGCUGGAUGGCCGACGGAGACGUUAGGCGGACAUCGUGGUUUCCUCUUAGAAUAGAGGUGUAAGAUAUCACAGCCCAUAGUACUAGAUUGCAUGAUGUCGCACUCGUUGUCGGUCGAUUCCCAGUCGUAUGCAUGGCCCGAAGGAGUUCUCGGCGUUCAAGAAUUGGAAACCAACAAUGCGUGUAGGUGAAGUAAAAGUCGACCAGGUCUGGGGUAUUUUCCGGUAUCAGCCAAUUAACUCCUUUUGACGUGGUUUGAGAUGCCCUUUGGCUCUGGAAUGGCUCUUGGAUAGUCUGAAUGAUCAUGGGCUCGUUCGAGCCAAAAUCUAUUGGUGCACCGACUAAAUCUUCCAUGUUCUCAUCCUGAUCGCGAGUCUCCACCGGUUCCCAGUCAGAGCCAUCGUGGCCAGCUUCUUCAUGAUCGGGUUUCAACAAUUGAUUCACGUCUUGGGAUAAUCUUGAUUUUCGCCAAACGGUCACAAGAUGAUCUGCUUGUCCACUUUUUAGGAAAUUGCCUUUGCCUCGUGCAUCGCGUAAGAGGCCAAAGACAGUGCUCUCACCCCCAGGCACAUUCUGGAGAACAAGACCUAGAGUAAUUUCAAGGCUUCGGACAUAUCCGGAUGGCAGGCCUCGUCGACCUCCACCAGUUUGAUAAGUGCAGGUCCGGUUUGCAGCAUGACAUAUCUUGCACACGGGCUGUUCUCCGUCACACUUGGACUUGCGACGUCGGCAUUGAUCACAAGCACGAUAAAUGCGCUGCCGUUUCGAGGGACGUGGACUGGACAUUGAAUCCACGCUUAUCAGUCAUCCAACAUCCUUAAUUGAUUCACUGGUCGCUUCGCCUGUAGAAGAUGAAUAUGGUUGGGUUGACUGCGAGUGGCAAACAGUCAGGUGAUCGGCCUUGGGUUUAGCCGAUGGCAAUUCUGUGGACGAGCCGACAACCAGCCACGCAGAGGUUCGUUCACAGAUCAAAGAAAAGACAAUGUCUGGUAAAAUCGCGAAUAGUCAUUUCAUGUGCAAAACACAGUCUCUGAAAUGAGUGCUAUCGAAAGCUCUCCUGGUCCAUUGAAGUGCAGCAGGACGCCGCCAGCGUCUGCCAACAAAAUUCUUGGCAUUCGACGACAAUAUAGCUCGGAUGCUACGAUAUUACUCGUCGGGCUUUUUGGUGCUGGCAAGAAGACGCUUGGAAUAAUUGCAUCUGUUGCCUUACGAAGACGUUUCGUUGACUUUGAUGCGGUCUUCAAUCAAGAAGUUCAAUCCUCACCUCAAGAGUUUAUAGCUUGCCACGGUCUUGCACGAUAUCGCGAUCUCGAACUCCAAAUAUCAAAGGAUCUCCUCGCAAAAUAUGAUACGGGUUGUGUCAUCGUUGGCCUUGGAGGCACGGCGAGCCCUUCGCAGCGCACCCUUCUAACCGAGUGUGGUCGGCGACAUCCCGUUAUCUAUGUGCGACGUGAUGAGCAUGAUCUACAACGGCUCUCGGGAACCACCCCGGACAAGUUUAGUCGCAUCUUCGAGAUUGUGAAUGCGUUUUUCGAGUCUUGCACCAAUUUUGACUUUUUCAAUCAUACUCAAAGCGAAUCUCAGAGCGCUCCGACAUUGCCUGCCUACCUCAAGCUCAAAGAGACCGAGCGUGUAUUUGUGGCAUUCCUACAGAGGAUUUUUGGAAGAGAUCAUCGCCAAGUUUUCUCAGUCGAUCCAUUUUCAAGGUCACACACAUACGCUUUACAAGUUCCUGUGGCAUAUCUGGAUAAACCGGAGCUUGAUCUGGAAUCACUUGAGUCUGGCGCUGACGCUAUCACUCUUGUGGUUCAACCCGAAGAUAUAACCUCCACCAAGUUGACGGAAAAGCUUGUACGCCAUAUCGCCUUGUUGAGAAAACAUUCCCGAGUUCCAAUAAUUGUGGAUGUGUCCGCACCUCAUUCAACACAUUCGACUUUCGAUUAUCACAAAGCUCUCGCGACCACCCUUCGACUUGCCCCAGAUGCCCUGACAUGUUGCCUUGAAUGCGACCAUGGUCUUCUCUCCGAGCUUAAAUUUACAAAGGGCUAUACCAAAAUCAUUGGCACGCUUCAUAACCCCAUUCCUAUUGGAUCUCAAGCUGCCAUGCUGUCAACCGUCACCGAGCUAAGCAGGGAUUCCGAAUGUGACGCCCUACGAGUGACUGGAGAAGCAAUCUCACCGGAUCAGAAUUACGCCUGCCUAUCCUUUUCUCAUGACAUAGGAACAACCUUGGAAAUUCCUAUCAUCACAUACAAUACGGGACCAAUGGGACGAGUUUCGAUUUGUCUGGGCCGAACUCUGUCACCAGUUGUACUCCCAUCCUUGCAGGAGACAGGCGUAACAAUGCACGAAGCGCAAUGUGCGUUGACCGCUUGUUUCUUGCAGUCGGAGAAAACCUUCACCAUUUUCGGACAAAGUGUGAAGUACAGUCUUUCGGCAGCGAUGCAUAACACUGCUUAUGCGGCAUGUGGAUUGCCACAUGUCUACGAUACCAUCCAAAGUCAGAACUUAUCAGAUAUCCACCCCCUCUUGAACGAUGAGAACCACGGUGGCGUGACGAUCUCUCUUCCUUACAAAUCAGCAAUCCUACCUUUCCUUGAUGAAGUCAGCUCUGAUGCAAAGGAUAUUAACGCCGUCAAUACGGUAGUGCUGGAACAUAGUCAGCUUCUCAGCGGUGAAAGCGUCACUAUUCGACGGGGUUACAACACUGAUUACAUUGGUAUCAGAGAUUGCAUCCACAAGCACCUUUCUCCAGCAAAUGCAGUUCGUGAUGGUACCACGGCUUUGAUUAUUGGCGCUGGAGGAAUGGCUCACGCUGCGAUCUAUGCAUGCUAUGAACUUGGCGUUCGGAGGAUGUGCAUCUACAAUAGAACGACCGAAAACGCCAAAAAGCUUGCAGAUUAUUUCCAUCAGUGGGCAAAGUCAAAGUCAGGUGUGAAUUUGCAACUCGACGUGCUCUGCUCGCCAGAGGACCCUUGGCCGUCAGACUGCCGUCUACCCACUAUUGUCACCUCCUGCAUUCCACCAUAUGAGCUUGGAAGUGAAAAUCCAAUCGAUAUGCUGCUGUCAGAACGGUGGCUUAGCAGCCGAACAGGUGGCGUGUAUCUUGAGGUUGGAUAUGGCCCCUCCAUGACUCGAUUGAUGGAACAAUUCCUCCCGCGUGCAUCGAAGGGGUGGGUGGUAGUAGAUGGACUGAUGGUGCUGGUUGAGCAAGGCAUUGCUCAAUACGAGAUCUUCACCAAGCGACCAGCACCAGUUCAUGUGAUGCGACGUGCAAUUCGUGAACAGUCCAUCCGGCAUGGCUUUGUUCAUGGAUGACGAUUUUUUAUCUUCGCAUAAAUGCAUCGGUCUACCCAGCUGUUCGCAACAGGUAAUAUAUCGUUGGUCGUGAGACCCCGGGGAGUGUGUUGUUGAAUAGCUGUAUGAUAAUUAUUCGAUACAUCUUCCUUCUCAGCUUAGCUCGCUGUCUCAUCUAGUAUGUUUUCGAGUAGAGAACCGAGACACUAGAUUUACCAAAUAGUUUAUUUUGAAUCCUUAAUUCCUAUCAUCGCCUCCGU
Molecule: messenger RNA, 3996 nt
Organism: Penicillium brasilianum
Lineage: Eukaryota; Fungi; Ascomycota; Eurotiomycetes; Eurotiales; Aspergillaceae
Source: the annotation of a GenBank genome assembly